GUUGGCGGUGUCGCGCGCGCGCCUUCCCCCGGGGGCGCAACGAAGUGCGGGGAGGAGAUGUUAGCCUGCGAUAAACACGCGGAGCUAACAUUCACAAUGUGGAACGCCACUUUCCUCAGCGCGAGGAAGCGUUGAGGAAAAGCUCGAUCGGUGCAGUUAGGCACCUGUUCCGCUCUUCGACACACUAAAAGAGGCUAAUGAUGGAUGUGGAAAAAAUGGGGCGCGCCUUCUUGUUACGCUACACCUUCUGGGGGAGUUUGAUCAUGGCUGUGCUGUUUGCAGGUGUUGCAGACUGCGAUCUCAGUAUCAGCACUUUUAGUCCCCCAGCUGUGAAUGCAAUGGCUGGUAGCAAUGUGAUCCUAAACAUAUCGUUUAGUGGAGCAACAAAUCCUUUGGUAGAAUGGACCCAGAACAAUGUGCCUGUUGUGACCUGGAUCAUUAAUUCCACAACUCCUCCAAUGAUAUAUGAUCAGAACCAUGUGCUGGGUAUUGUGAGUAAUGGGUCACUCACAUUCCAAAAUGUGCAGGUUAGCUACAGUGGCAACUACACUGUCACCAUCUUAAUGGUUGGGGUGGGAAAGUCAUCAGUCACAUUCCAAUUUAGAGUGUUUGGAUACCCUGUGUGUGCAGUUCAGGGAAUAAAUGGAAUGCAGAAACUUCAGUACAGCUGCCAGAUGAUGGGUGGCAGCCCUGAUGCCCAGCUUUCAUUUCCAGACUUGAGCAACAGCACCAGUACAAAUGAAAGCUUAAGCGUAAUUGUGGCGGCAUCUCAGAGUCUUAAUGGGAAACAGAUCAUGUGUCUUGUCAGCAACCUUCCAUUUCAACUAAACUGCAGUGUAAUGGCUUAUGGACCUAUGAGCUUCUUGCCCAUAGUUACAACCACAGUGGACAGCAGUGGCAAUAUGGUAGUCACCAUCAACAGCGACAGCAGUGCUGUUCCUCCUGCCAACCUUAUUUGGUCCAAAGAUGGGCAGAUCCUGACCAGUGGGGGGCAGUAUCAGAUCAUUAAUAGCACGUCUGUGCUCACAAUCCAGAACUUCAGUGUGAGCACGAAUCUUGGCAACUAUUCCUCCAGUGGCCAGAAUCCUCUUGGCAACCAGAGCAUGAGCAUCCAACUGCUGGGACCCACCAUAUCCAAUUUUAGUAGUUUUUUAAAUCAGGCAGGCACAGUGGUGACGCUCACCUGGGAUUGUCCUCGUACCUCUAUCAUCACAGCUUUUAAAAUCCAAAUGAAGGGACUCAACGUCACAGUGGGUACGAGUGACAGCAGGAGAAAACGUGCAACUGAAGACUUCCGCACAAUUUCCAUUAAACCAGCAAGUACCCGCAGCCAAGACCUCUCUGCACUGGACCCCAAAUCCACAUAUUGGUUCAGAGUUGUCCCCGUUGCUGGCAAUACCAAUGGUGCACCGUCCACAGAACUCAAAGUUGGACCAGCAUCUGGAGGUUUGAGUCAGGGAGCCAUCAUAGGUUUGGCUGUUGGAAUCCCCUGUGGAAUCCUCCUGCUCAUUAUCAUCAUCCUCAUUGUCUGCUGUCUCUGCAGGACGAGAAGACACCAGGAGCCAAGGUAUCCAAUGACUAGAAAUGCUGGAAAGGUGGAGAAAACACAGCCUAACCCACCACACACACUGCUGACUGGAGGGAUGAGAAACACAAAUCAGCCUCCUGGUUAUGAUAUCCAGGCUACAUCAGAGCGGUCAAGCCCUCUUCCCUCCAUGCUGACUCCAGCACAAAUGCGGAUUGCUACGACAGUCUGAGAAAGUUUACCUGACCUGUGCCAUACUAUUAAAAGACUCUUUGCAAUGUUUACUCUAAGUUAUUUGAAAGGAUGAUACACUGAUCAGUGUGGAUGAGCUGUAAUAGAGUAAAAACUUUGACAGCCAAAGAACAAAUCUGUAUGAAGAAUGUUCUUGACCUUCUAUUGUGCAACUCUAAUUUUUUCUUUAAAAAUUGCUGUGUUAUAUUUUUAUAUCUCUCUCAUUUGUGAGAACAGAAAAAUUCCAGUUGUAUUCUGUUAUUGAAACAUUUAUA
Molecule: messenger RNA, 2031 nt
Organism: Scleropages formosus (Asian bonytongue)
Lineage: Eukaryota; Metazoa; Chordata; Actinopteri; Osteoglossiformes; Osteoglossidae
Gene: vsig10l
Product: V-set and immunoglobulin domain containing 10 like
Exons: 10
Coding region: 198-1757 (519 amino acids)
Molecular function (GO): protein binding
Source: RefSeq, a predicted model, not a curated record